Messenger RNA from Gracilinanus agilis (Agile Gracile Mouse Opossum), 1039 nucleotides. RefSeq names its product G protein-coupled receptor 18 (gene GPR18). The record is from RefSeq and is a predicted model, not a curated record. Gene Ontology annotation, molecular function: G protein-coupled receptor activity. NCBI's taxonomy places the organism in Eukaryota, Metazoa, Chordata, Mammalia, Didelphimorphia, Didelphidae. The coding region runs from base 47 to 1039 and encodes 330 amino acids. Gene Ontology annotation, cellular component: membrane. The transcript is spliced from 2 exons. Gene Ontology annotation, biological process: positive regulation of Rho protein signal transduction; phospholipase C-activating G protein-coupled receptor signaling pathway.
UAUAGCAUCUUAAUGACAGAAGGUAUCAUGUUCAAUAAGAAAUAAGAUGGCUGCUCCAAAUAAUCAUACUCAUUCUAUUUCUACAAACUUACAACCUGAAGAAUACAAGAUUGCAGCACUGGUCUUCUAUAGCUGUAUCUUCAUAAUUGGAUUAUUUGUGAAUGUAACUGCUCUCUGGGUCUUCAGUUGUAGCACCAAGAAGAGAACUACUGUAACUAUCUAUAUGAUGAAUGUAGCAUUAUUGGACAUAGUCUUUGUACUGUGCUUACCCUUUCGUAUGCUUUAUUAUGGGAAAGGUAAAUGGCUCUUUGGAGAGACUUUCUGUCACAUUCUUGGAGCUCUCACAAUGUUUUAUCCAAGUAUUGCCCUAUGGCUUCUUGCUUUUAUUAGUGCUGAUAGAUACAUGGCUAUUUUGCAGCCUAAACAUACCAAAGAACUUAAGAAUACAAGCAAAGCAGUGCUAGCUUGCAUUGGAAUUUGGAUAAUGACUCUUGCAACCACCACCCCUCUAUUAUUUUUAAAUGAAGAUCCAGAUAAAGGCUCAAACCCUGCCAGCUGCCUGAAAAUUUUUGACAUUAUCCACUUAAAAGCAAUUAACAUGCUGAACUUCACUCGUUUGAUUUUUUUUUUCUUGAUUCCAAUUUUCAUCAUGAUUGGAUGCUAUUCAUUCAUUAUUAAUAGUCUACUUCGUGGCCAAACUUCUAAGCUGAAACCAAAGGUCAAGGAAAAGUCCAUAAGAAUAAUUAUUACUCUGAUUAUACAAGUGCUUGUCUGCUUUGUCCCCUUUCACAUCUGUUUUGCUUUUCUAAUGCUACAAGAUGAGGAAAACAGAUACAAUCCAUGGAGCACCUUUACCACUUUCCUCAUGAAUCUCAGCACAUGCCUGGAUGUUAUACUCUAUUACAUUGUCUCAAAACAAUUUCAAGCUCGAGUCAUCAGUGUUAUGCUAUAUCGAAAUUAUCUUCGAAGUGUGCGCAGGAAGAGUUUUCGAUCAGGUAGUUUACGGUCACUGAGCAAUAUAAAUAGUGAAAUGAUAUGA